Messenger RNA from Nyctereutes procyonoides (raccoon dog), 1710 nucleotides. RefSeq names its product tetratricopeptide repeat domain 5 (gene TTC5). The record is from RefSeq and is a predicted model, not a curated record. Gene Ontology annotation, molecular function: protein binding. The transcript has 10 exons. Lineage: Eukaryota; Metazoa; Chordata; Mammalia; Carnivora; Canidae. The coding region runs from base 14 to 1333 and encodes 439 amino acids.
CGGCGGGGACGCGAUGGCCGAGCAGGACGCGGGCGGGCGGCGGGGCCUGGAGGCGCUGCAGGACCUGGUGGAUCAGCUGUAUUCCUUUCGAGAGUGCUACUUCGAGACCCACGGUGUCGAGGAUGCUGGAAGGAAGCAGCGGGACGUGCGGGAGGAGAUGGAGAAGACCCUGCAGCGGAUGGAGGAAGUCGUGGGUUCUGUCCAGGGCAAGGCACAGGUGCUGAUGCUGACUGGGAAGGCACUGAAUGUGACUCCUGACUACAGCCCGAAGGCUGAGGAGCUUCUGUCAAAGGCUGUGAAGCUGGAACCCAAGCUGGUGGAAGCCUGGAACCAGCUGGGUGAGGUGUACUGGAAGAAAGGGGAUAUUGCGGCCGCCCACACCUGCUUCUCGGGAGCCCUCACCCACUGCAAGAAUAAAGUGUCGCUUCAGAACCUGUCCAUGGUGCUGCGCCAGCUGCGGGCCGACACCGGAGAUGAACAUUCUCGGCACGUAAUGGACAGCGUCCACCAGGCCAAGUUGGCCGUGCAGAUGGACGUCCACGACGGCCGCUCCUGGUAUAUCUUGGGGAAUGCGUAUCUUUCUCUCUACUUCAACACGGGCCAGAACCCCAAGAUCUCCCAGCAGGCCCUCAGUGCCUACGCCCAAGCAGAGAAGGUUGACCGGACAGCUUGCAGCAAUCCUGACCUUCAUCUGAACCGGGCAACGUUACAUAAGUACGAAGAGAACUAUGGGGAGGCCCUGGAGGGCUUCUCUCGGGCUGCAGCACUGGACCCUGGCUGGCCAGAGCCCCAGCAGCGGGAGCAGCAGCUGCUGGAGUUCCUCAGUAGACUGACCAGCCUCCUGGAGAGCAAGGGAAAGGUGAAGACCAAAAAGUUGCAGAGCAUGCUGGGAAGCUUGCGCCCGGCCCACCUGGGCCCCUGUGCUGAUGGGCGCUACCAGUCGGCCUCUGGGCAGAAGCUGAGCCUGGAGCUCAAGCCGUUGAGUGCGCUGCAGCCGGGAGUGAACAGUGGAGCCGUGGUCCUGGGGAAGGUGGUGUUCAGCCUCACCACGGAGGAGAAGGUCCCCUUCACAUUCGGCCUGGUGGACUCCGAUGGACCGUGCUGUGCCGUGAUGGUGUACAACAUGGUGCAGAGCUGGGGAGUGCUCAUUGGGGACUCUGUUGCCAUCCCUGAGCCCAGCCUCCGGCUUCACCGAAUCCAGCACAAAGGAAAAGACUUCUCCUUUGCCAGCGUCCGCGUGGAGACCCCUGUGCUGCUUGUGGUGAACGGGAAGCCUCAGGGCCCCAGCAGUCAGGCCGCGGCCACCGUGGCAUCACGGCCGCAGUGCGAGUGACCGGCCUGGACGCGGCUGCGAGGACGGGCCCUGAGCGGCUCGGCCAGCCGCAGCGCCCCAGAGACCCUGCCGGCGGGGUGCUCGAGGCCCCCAGCCUGUGCCCGCCUCUGCUGCCGCCUCCUGUGCCCCCCAUGGUUCAGGCAAGGAGCGGUGUCGGCAGCGCGUGGGGCCGCCGGGACCGAGGCCCGGGCCCCUAUUCUCGCCUCCUUCCCGGGCUCCUGUGUAUAUAUCAUUUCAGUAUUUAUUGCUGAGGGAGGGGACUUAAUUUUUUAAUGGCUUGUGUAUUUUUUUUUUUUUUUUUUGCUGCAAUUUUUGUUUUUAAACUUUAGGUCCUUCCCCUUCUUUGGGGCUGGAAGAGAAUUAAAUUCGUUUGGAGA